This is a messenger RNA of Silurus meridionalis, 4301 nucleotides long. It is a transcript of the gene rbm14a, whose product is annotated as RNA binding motif protein 14a. Gene Ontology annotation, cellular component: cytosol. The coding region runs from base 51 to 1613 and encodes 520 amino acids. The transcript has 5 exons. The record is from RefSeq and is a predicted model, not a curated record. Gene Ontology annotation, molecular function: zinc ion binding; mRNA binding. NCBI's taxonomy places the organism in Eukaryota, Metazoa, Chordata, Actinopteri, Siluriformes, Siluridae.
CAGUCCGGACCGGAACUAUACUUACUAAGUUGUUUGCAACACGGACUUGUAUGAGAAGCAACAUCCGCCAACCGGAAAUCGGAUAUGAAGCAGUCUGUGCGGAGUUAGGUUUUUUUUGCUUGGCUGCAAUGGACGACAGCAGUGUGGUGAAGCUCUUUGUUGGGAAUCUGGCAUUGGAAACAACACAAGAUGACCUAAUAGCACUGUUUGCCCCUUAUGGAAAGCUGGAGACCAUUACUUUACUGAGGCAGUUUGCCUUUGUCCAUCUGCAGGGAGACGGGGCUGCUGACUUUGCCAUACGUGGUCUGAAUGGUCUAGAGUUUCGUGGUCGCAACCUUGUUGUCGAAGAGUCUCGAGGAAGGCCCCAGAACUCUGUUAAAGUGUAUGUGGGAAACCUGAGUGCUCUGUGCACAACCGACGAACUGCACAAACUGUUCUCUCAGUUUGGCAACGUCUUGGAGUGUGAAAAAGUGAAAACCAAACCCAACUCGUCGAUAGGCUAUACGUUUGUACACAUGGAGCAUCAAGAGAAUGCAGAGAGCGCCAUCGAGGCCCUCCACGGGACCUCGUACAUGGGUCGGCCACUUUCUGUGGAACUCUCAAAAGCCCAGCAAACAAAGCCAGCAGCCAUUUCCAAGGUGCCAUGUGCACGUUGCGGGACACAGGGACACUUUGCUGGUGAAUGUCCCUCCAGGCCGCCGUUGGAGCACCACCAGAGUCAGGCGGCCGUGCUUGCUGCUGCGGCUGCAGCUGCCGCUGGACUUCCUAUUCAAGUGCAACAGAGCGUCCACAACUCUUUCUUCAACACCAACACCUCUGAUCCAACAUAUGCAGCGCUGAAGGGUCUGACUGAAGCCAGCGGCUCAGAUGGUAAGCCAGUUAGCGCCGCAGUUUACGGUGCCCUAGCAAGUCAAGUGUACGGUGCUGUGGCCGAUCAGGUCAUGGGCCAGGGCGUGGAUGACUCUGGCUAUCCAGCUGCAGUAGAGGCACCUUCAGCCACCACAGCCAUGAAUCCUGCCUACGGAACAAACUCCACUGCAUAUGCAGGCCCUGCCUAUGGGACCAUGGGUGGGGCGGAGCCUGACCCGCAAGCCAUGUUCGAAGCUGCUCGGCAGCGAUUCAUCGAGCAGGGCCAGCAAGUGUUGGCUGAGCAGCAGGCUAUGACCAAAUCAGAGCGUGACAGGAGCCCGGUGAGACGUUCUGCUCUGCUGCCUGACCCCGUUCCUCAGCCUAUCAGUGCGACGAGACCCAAACGCCGUGCUUUGCUGCCCACGCCGCCUGGAGGACCGGAACUUCCUGCUAUUAAAGAUGGAGACCCUAUUGCAAGGUGCUAUGCAGAAUAUGUUCAGCAGUACCAGCAAUACCAACAGUACCAGCAGUACCAACAAUACCAACAGUACCAGUACUAUUAUCCACCACCACCGCCGCUCCCACCGCCUCAGAUGCCCACCAUGCCCAUGCCACCUACAGGACCGAUGGAUGCCAAUCACUUGGCGGCUCCUGGAACCGUCGCAUCUUCAAGAGCGUAUGAGCCACCUCCACCACACAAGGAUCCCCACCUCCGCAAUCCUGACUACUCCCACCACCACAUGCCAGAGCCCACAUACCGAUAGGGCUUACCACUUCACAUUGUGUAAUGCACCUCAGACUGUCUUCAGUCUUUCAUUCCAACGCUGAGAGAUGGUGGGGUACAUGCACACACACACACACACACACACACAUGCACAAGCAUGGUCUCACUGACCCAUUGGCCUGGAUACAUUAAAUCUUUUAACAUUAUAGGCAACAGAUUGCAAAGACCUGCAAUCAUUCGAUGAAUAGAUUACCAUUUGUCUUUUGUUUUGUUUUUCCCCCCAGUGUAUUUUGUCAGGGUUUUGUUUUGUUGUGUAUAAUUAAAAUAUCUGGAAGACACCUGCUAGAAAGCUUGGCAUUACUUCUAAAUGUAUCCAGGCCCUGAUGUUUAUAAGACGCAAAAGCCAGAUAUUGUAUUGGAGUGGUCAUUGUUUUUCGCUCAUAACAUUUAGUGGCUCGGUGAUGGAAGGGUAACUGUUUAUAGUGCAUCAAGCUUCCACACAUUAACGCAAAUGUUAAAGUUUUGCUAGAAAUAGUGAAUGACUGGUUACUCGUACUGUUCUUCCAGCCACAUUUUCCCUUUUCGCUAACUACAGCUAAAAUGGCUCCCCGGCCUCAGGACGCCAAGUUGACACAUGACGGGGGAAGAGAAUUAGAGUCCCACAGUGGCAUGGAUGCACUCCCCAGAAAGGUAAAGCCCUCUGGCCCCAAUCACGCUUGCACCUUGACCAUACACCACUUUCCCUAAAUCUCCUGCUCCAACUCAGCUCAGAUCCACCUUCUGGCUGAAAAAAAAAAAAAAAAAAAAUGGGGCUAUAACAAUGUCACAGGUUAGGGUUACAUAAAUGACAGAAAUCAAAGCUUUAGCUCAGGCACACAAAGUACCCCACAUGAUCUUGGUUUGGUUGUUUGCAAAUGUUAUUUUUUUUCCUUUCCAAUAUACAAUGUUGGUUAAAGCCUCAUUGGCACAUCCAUUCAGAAUGUCCUAGUACCUUAGGCCAGGAAUGAUGACAGUGUCAAAAUAUCCUUUAUAAAGAACAUAGGAGCGUGUGAGAUCACAGGAAAAUUGAAUUGUUGGCUUGUUCUGUGGCAUUUGGUGUUUGUUUUAAGCAUUUUCAGUAAGACGAGACGAGAUGCGCAUACGCUCACAACUGAGGUUCCCUGGCUGUGCUUUGAACAGUUAAGAAGACAGCACAGCUUUAAGGGGAGCGCAGUACGAUCCAAAAGGCAAGAGCUGGGGCUGUCGCCUGGUAGGUGAGUAACCAGCGCGCCACUGUCCCACUCAGACCUGUUCCCGCUCUCAAACCCCACACCUCGCCUCCCCCAUUACUCCAACUGAUUCUGUACACCAAUUUGCCAUGCAUGCCUCAGGGAACAACGCUUUUAGAAAUUACAGCAGGUUCUCAUAUGAGGACCGAUGCAGAAAUUUAAAUGGCUUCAAAACAUUUGUUUAAAAACCUUUCCAAAGAAGUCUGUUGUGUUCCUCGAGUUCUGACUGGACCCAAGUGUUUGGCUGUUUAGGCGUUUUUAUAACAUGACACAUUGUAUAGUCAAGUCCAACAUCAUCUGAAUUUACAGUUUAACAGUACAGGAGGGAAAAUCCGAUGUCAGUUAAUUGAAAUGUAUUGUCCUUCAUCGUCCAUGAUGUAUUGCAGCUUUUACUUCGCAUCCGUUUCACUGACAACGUGUAUAAGCUGUAAUUUGAACAACAUGCGCCAUUACCCCCUACCCGCCACCCCCCUUUAGAGUGUAAAGCAUUGCUUACGAUCUAUUUAGGUCAGGAAAUAAAUAUUCAGGGAACAUGCUUUAGUUGAGCUAAAUGCUACCACUUUUACUGAGAUCAGUUUACUUCUUUUUGCUACUGUCCCAGCAACAACAAUGUUUUUUUUUUUUUUUUGUCUUUGUAGUCUUUUAAUCUUGUAAAACUAAAUUAAAGACAUUUACAAAAAAUAAAAGUGUGUGCUUGCAUUUGUAAAGAAAAUUAGUAUUACUAUUCACAGAAGAUCAUGUGGACAGGUCAGCUGUGCAGACAUCGUCCAUGUGCUGGGGAUCCACUAUAUACAGCGCAUCUCCACCAUAACUUGAUAAACAUCGAGUUUUUUUUAUUUUUUAACUCAAACGUUGAAUGAGUGGAAAUUUACUCCAAAUAAUUUUUACUCACUGAAGGAUGCUUUUCAUGUUUAGCAGUCUGUAGUCCAGGAAUCAGACACUUUGGUUUUAAUUAUACUGGAGUUUGGAUUGAAUCUGAAACAAUUAUUUUCACCUGCCAGCUGAAAAACAAAGGUUUUCCUGUAGCCAGGAUUCAGUGUAUAUAUACAUUUUAGGGUGUUUUUGAAAAGGAGGGGUGAAGUGCAGCGUGUGCACAGAACUGCGUGAAACCGUGGAUCAUAUACGAACAGUGCAACAUGACAAAACGACAGGAACAAAUAAGCUCAUGGUCUCCUUUUAUAGAAACAGUUAUCUAACUUUUACAGUGAAGUGAUUUGAGGUUAUACACUGGACAUGGACUCUGCUGGAGGGUAAAGACAAAUACUGAGACAAACUAAAGAGUGAGUAAAAGAUCUCACAUGCUUCUGGACUACAGUAACACAAUAAAUACAGGACCAAUGACAAACAUUUUAAUAAAAAACUGGAAAAAUAUAAAAAUGUAUAAAAACUGACCAUUUAGUAUAUGCAGGUCUAGUGCAAUGGAAAGAACAGCUGCUUUAAAAAAUAAAAAUAAAUAGUAA